Xylona heveae TC161 is the source of this 4498-nucleotide messenger RNA. RefSeq lists its product as hypothetical. Gene Ontology annotation, molecular function: structural constituent of nuclear pore; protein binding. Gene Ontology annotation, cellular component: nuclear pore outer ring. Bases 123 to 4244 code for a protein of 1373 amino acids. Lineage: Eukaryota; Fungi; Ascomycota; Xylonomycetes; Xylonales; Xylonaceae. The record is from RefSeq and is a predicted model, not a curated record. Gene Ontology annotation, biological process: protein import into nucleus; transcription-dependent tethering of RNA polymerase II gene DNA at nuclear periphery; poly(A)+ mRNA export from nucleus. The transcript is spliced from 4 exons.
CAACAAACGGCUCUCUUUUUGGCCUCCUCAUCCAUUGGGAUAUCGUUUGUCAGAUGACCCGACAGUUCGCAUUUCUCUAUAACUUUUGCGAAGUGCGCUUUUGAAGCGCCUCAACUCUCAUCAUGUUCUCCCCAGAGGCUUCAUUUCAUGCGUCUAGUAUCCCGACGCGCAAUCCCCGGAGGCGUCAGAGAACUCAUUCCGAAGAACCUGGAAGCGCCUCACAACGCAGUAAGAAACGACAACGGAGUGCGCUUGCGCAAGAAUCUUUCAUUCCUCCGCCAGAUUUGGAUAUCGACGGAAAUGAAAACGAGGAGGAGACCGUGUUCAACGGCGAUUCCAUCUACUCUGAAGUAGACUCAGGGUUCCAAGGGCUUGCUCUCAAGGAUAAAUCAAAGUCAAGUAAGAGGAAAGGAAAAGGAGACGGUAGUAUUGUUCUUUCAAAAAACGACACCUACGUUGUUAGUCAACUUCCCAGUUUACCAGAUUCUAUACGAUCGAACAAAAAGGAACGUUUCCAUGGCGGGAUAUCCAGCCUCGCCGGCUUUGCCCUCGCAUUUACACACACCCACGCCUUGGUCUGGUCGUAUAACUCAACUCAGCCAAUUCCCAACAAGUCAUUUUCAUUCAAACUCCAAGAACAACCCGUACACUCGUCUGACCCGCUGCCAAUUGGAUGCCUUACUCCACGCACUACUUCUUCCGCAGAACCGGGCUUGUUGGUAGUGCUGCCAUCAACAGGCAGAAUCACUUACUGGGCCUCACUCUCUGAUGCGGCGACGGUCGAUGUUAUGCGCCAGCGACACCUUGGUGUCGCUGGGUCUGUUGGCAGCAUGCUAUCUGGGGAAUUCGCCGUGAACAUAGUGGAUGCUGAACCCUCAGGGUUUUUGCUAACAUUUAGUUCCGGACGUUUUGCUCAUCUACGUGUAAGGGAUCCUCAGGGGCGGCCUGGCAUAUUUGUACAGUUUCUUCGCCACAGCGGUGGCAGCGGUGGCUUUUUGGGAGGUUUGAAAAACGUCUUUGGCGGCGGGGCUUGGCGAAAAAAUAUCGCCGGAGUCAAAGCGGGCAAGUCUCAUGUGCGGGGCCAACGUGAUAUCAUUGUCGGCGCUUCAAAUGGCUCAUUCCAGAUCUGGGAUACCAAUUGGUCCGGACGUGACACGCUACGUCAAGAUUUCGAUGCCAAACCUGAGAUUGCGGCAGGGAUAGCAGGAACUGGGGCUAUCACGCAAGUGGAGGGCGAGACUUCACUUGAAGUUCUCGACUUUCAUCUUCUUUCCAGCGAAGAUACCAGCAUGGACAGCAACACUCAAGACGCAGAUAUCGAGCUUAGGCUUCUCGCCUUGGUGGCAUUUGUUUCGGGUGGAUCUUGGAGCUACGCGUUGGUUGAGCUCACUCUGGAGGAAGAGGCGCCUGUCGUUAGAGGUGUGCAGCAUAUUAGGUACUACAAGGCGCCGGCCAAGCAGCGAGGUUAUCAGACAAAUGCGCGCCUUCAUUUACCAGCCCCAGGUCAUGUCGCCUUCAUUGUCUUCGAUGACGCUGUGGUGAUUGCCUCUGUGAGAAAAUUGGAGGAAAGUCCUUCAACGCAGCUUCUCGCGGACACGCAAGGCAUUCAAGAUCCGUUCGAAGACGUCAUUGAGUUCCGUAAAGGCACAGAAUUUCAAGUGGUUGGAACUGGAGUUGAAGAUGCCCAGGAUAAAUCCAAAGCGACAUCUGACCCUGGUCGACCCCUCUUGAAGCACCCGGGAUGUCUUCUACUCGUUAGAGGCUUUGGCGUCGUCAGGGUGUCUGUUUUUGAGAAUAACGAUCAGACAGCUGCCAUUGACUCUUCGAGAUUGACGGUAAAGAGCAAGAUCGAGCAAGCAGUAUUCUACGGAACAGUUUCAAAUAACUUACUCAACUUCUCUGCACGACGGGAAAUCCAGUUCACUGCCGAAGAGGUUGAGCAAGCAGCAUUGCAAAUCAGCAACGAGAUUUUAACAUCCACCUCCGAAUUUAUUCCUUUAUUGACACCCUCUCUCGACCAUCAACUGAAAGUCCGAGCAAGUGCGCUGAAGCAUCUUGCAAUCCAUCUUAAAGAAAAUUAUCCUCCAAUCAGUCGAGUUGGAAGAUGGCAGAUGAUGUGGGAUGCGGAGAAGUUGAUGGCUGCGAGGGCAGUCUGGCGAUCAUAUGACGCGGUUCUGCGAGGAGAGUGGGCAAAAGAGAAACAUUUGAUUCCGGAACUUGUCAUCAUGCUUUCGGAAAAGUUCAAGACGGAACCUGUUCCCGAGCUCGGGGAAUUAGAUGCUGUGAGGCAAUGGUUUAUCCGAGAUGUUUCACGAAUGGAGUUCUUUGUGCCGUGGGCUUGCCAGACUGUGCUUGAACUUUACAAGGAAGGCGUUCAAGACCCUCGAGUUGUCACCCGACUUGCUAGUGAAGCUAAUGAUAUCUCUCUCGGGGCAUUAGAGACAGCAUUUAGAUUUAGGUCCGAAAAUAUGUCUCUCUACGGCCUUGAACAUGAGAAUUUGGAAAAUGGCAUUCUGCGAAACGGCUACGAGAACCUUCCUGAGUUCUGGACAUCGACCCAGCCGGUAUCCAAGAGUACGAAGGAUCUAACUGACUUAUCUCGGCAAAUGGCGACGGACCACUGGAAGAAGCCUUCUCAGCCCGGUGAUCCCGACCCGAGAAUCAUCAAGAAGUUGGCAGAUGACAAUCCUCGUCAGGUUCAAAUUUCCUGCCAGACUUAUCAAGAGUAUUAUCGGUGGUUAUUUUCCCGGGGUGAUGAAUACCAUGUCAACGGAGCAGAGCACGUACGGGAAGCUCAUUUGAGAGUCCGAAGGGUUCAGAUGACUUCGCUAUUAGACAUUGACAAGGUGCACGAAGCUCUUGCGCUGGCUGAGAAGUAUCGCGAUAUGAUUGCGCUUGUUGAAAUCGUAGCCAAGGAAGUCAACCAUUUGGGAAUCGAGACCCAGAGACCUGAACUCAGUGCGGAGAGGCGUGCUGAGGCGCAGGAGCGACUGGAAGCUUUACAGGACCGUAUCGAAUCCUACUUUAGAGAUUUUGGUGACGAGUGGGCACAUGCUCUAUACUCCCGUCAUAUUGAACAGGGGAGGCUUUUUGGACUGCUCGAUGACAAUGCUGAUUAUCAGCCGUAUCUGACGAGAUUCCUCCGGUCGAAUCCUCAAUAUGCGAAGCUGAGCUGGAUUAAUGAUGUAUGCGGCGAAAAUUCGUAUUUGCACGCUGCGAACACUCUACUUGCGCUUGGCCAGCAUCAAGAGACCAAUGUUUGGAGCAAGAAGGUUGAGCUGAGUCUCGGAAAGCUCGCAGUUGCAGCUGUCCGAGAGCAGCGGCGUCAACCAACCACGAGGAGAAGCGAAGGCGAACUGGUUACGGUGCACAGUGAGUUGGCCAUGAUUGAUAUUCAGGAGAAGCUCUUCCGGCACCUGGCUUCUAGCAUCAAAGAUUCCCUGGAUGAAAAAGCGGCGGUCCAAUUGGCGAUGGAAAAGUAUGGCCAAGAAGUAACGAAGGACAAUCCCGCAAUGCACCAAAUGCUCGAAAUGGGUUUAGAGGCCCUCAUCGAGCGCGAGUCAAUGAGCCCUGAUCAGCUCAUUGAUACUCUGACUCUGAUCGACUCGAAAUUCGACAGCGAUAAUCAAGAUGAUCUCAAUGGCUCGCAAUUUUAUCUGGCUUUGCGAGUCCUUGAUCUCUGUGGACUUGAGUAUGGGAGGACUCGGCGAGAUCUCACGGAAAAAAUCAUCUGGAGACGAUGCUUCGUGAGGGACAAUUGGAACGAGUUGAAUGACACGAGCCUGAAGGGAGACCAAGCUGUUGAGGAUGCUACGCAUGCUACGGCACUGUUUAAAACACUGAAGGAGGGCUUCCGGAACGACCUCUGGAAUGCUUCUUCUAGCAUGCGCAUUCUUUCUCCCCAGCAAGUCAAAGGUGCAGGUUGCUCCCCAAAUGAGCUCAGUCACCGAUUUGGUACGAAUUCGGAAGACCUUCGAGAACCCGUGGCCAAGGGCAUGCAGAUUGAGGACGAGUUGCUAGAAAAGUACGUAUCCAAAGGCCGGCUCGAUCACUGGUUCGAGGGUAUCAAGGACGCCGCCAAGAAGAGCCUCGAAGACGAUCGUGACACUGCGGCUGAAUCAACUCAACUCUGGGACGAGAUCUCGUCGAAGAUCGAGGCGGGGAUACCACCUGAGGAGGACGAGCAGAUGGAUAUGGAUGAGGACGCCGAAAUGGACGAUGAAGGCGACGUGUCCAUGGGAUGAAUAGAGGGACUAAAAAAAAAGGGGCACUGACGGCCGCCCAGCGCCACGUUCGAUAACGCCUGCAACGAUUUUACCUUGCACAUUCUUUAAUACAUUCAGCAUCUCAAUUUUGACGGCGUUGACGGCUGUUUGCUUUGCCUGCGACUAGGCAUUUCUUUUUUCGACUACCGAUAUUGAUUUGGGCGCUCCCAAUGUACCUGUAUCAUACAAAACAGUAAAACCGAAUCUACCUGAGCACUUAGAAUCUAAUUACG